Messenger RNA from Ixodes scapularis (black-legged tick), 4236 nucleotides. RefSeq lists its product as uncharacterized. The coding region runs from base 254 to 1294 and encodes 346 amino acids. Gene Ontology annotation, cellular component: ribonucleoprotein complex. Lineage: Eukaryota; Metazoa; Arthropoda; Arachnida; Ixodida; Ixodidae. Gene Ontology annotation, molecular function: single-stranded RNA binding. The record is from RefSeq and is a predicted model, not a curated record. The transcript is spliced from 2 exons. Gene Ontology annotation, biological process: retrotransposition.
GCUUACGCAGGUCACGGCAUGCCUUCAGUGCUGCUUGGGAUCGACUGCCUCCACUUCCUGGGAUUCUGCUGCACUACAGCUUCAAGCAGCCAACGGCGAGGACGGCUUUUUGUGCGCGCCCUGCUGGCAACCAUGCUGGAUUAUUCCUCAGUCAAGCAAGGCAACGUCAUCGACAGCAUCAUCAUCUUCACUCUUCGAUAAGAACGACUGGCGGAACCCUGGCACUCCCAGUGGGCAUGGGAACAGCGUCACGAUGAGGCUCAUUCACGUCGUGCGCUUGCUUACGCAGGUUAGUAAUGAUACGUCUUUAUUCGGAAAAAAGUGUGAUGACGUAUGCCUCUUCCUGUUCCCAUGCCCGGGAGUGCUGUUCUCUUUGUGCUGUCAGUGCUUUGACGUUCUUAGCCAAGUACUGUUAAUGUCAGGGGACGUUGAAUUAAACCCAGGACCUAAGCGGACCCAAGAUGCCGCUCCAUCAGAAACUAAUAGUCCAAUGACUGACGCAAUGCAAAAACAGUUUAACGAUAUGUUUGUCAUGUUACAAGGUGUUAACUCGCGCACAGUAAAAAUGGAAAAAGACCAGUCAAGUUUAAUCAGCACCGUAAAUGACAUUAAGAAAAGCCAGGAAUUAAUCGAGAGCAGAAUCACAGAUAUCGAUAAAAGGCUGACUGCGGUAGAAUCUAAAUCUUCGUCCAGCGACCUCCUACAGCGAGACUUGUCAUUGUUACGGCAGAGGACUGAUAGCCUCAUUGAUGUGAACUCACGAUUACGGGCUAGCCAGGCUGAGCUCGAGGACAGGUCACGACGCGAUAAUCUUUUGUUUUACGGCUUGACGGAUGCUCAUUCAGAAACCUGGGCCCAGACUGAGGAAAAGCUACUGAACGUCGUGUCGACCUCUCUGAAUUUUCCUAUUUCAAGUGAAUCUAUCGAACGUGCACAUAGGCUCGGUGUCUUUUCAGAUAACAAAUGCAGACCAGUGAUAGUAAAAUUUUUAUCCUUCAAAUUAAAACAACAAAUUUUAUUUUCAAGCGCAAAAUUAAAGCCUGGUGGCAUUACCGUCAGCGAGGAUUAUUCUGUCCCGACACGUCAGGCACGCAGAAAGCUGAUUGAAUUUGCGAAAACGCAGAACUCGGUGUUUAAACUAAAAUACAACAAACUUUACAUGAAUAACAAGACCUACAGUUACAACCCAGUCGAUGACUGUGUGUUUGAACAUGUUAGCACCCCUAAUCAGCGCAGCCUGAAUCGAAGUUCAAACGCUGAAGGUGACGCAUCACCGGCAAGCACUUCGCGAUAACAACACGUGAGGGGUAGUGGACUGGCGUCUGAUAACAAAAAUAAACUUUCUCUUCUUUUCACUAACAUUCGAAGCGUCUCAUCUAAACGUGAUGAACUGGGCUCUGUCAUUGACUCAUGCGAUGCUGAUGUAGUGGUACUUACUGAAACGUGGCUUUCCGCAAAGGUUGGGAGCAAUGAGCUUUUUGAGUGUACCAGGCGAUUCAAUGUUUUUCGGCAUGACAGAGGAGAAAGACGCGGCGGUGGUGUUUUGAUUGCCGUCGCCGAUUACAUUAUCUCGUCUACUGUAGAUGUCGUAAGCAGCCUGGAACUUGUUUGGGUUGAACUUCGCAUGCGUUUCAAAACGCUUAUCUUGGGUGUUUGCUAUCGUCCACCAUCGUUCAGUGCGACUUUUGUUGGCAAUUUACAUGAUUCAAUUAAUACAAUUAUGGUACGUUUCCCAAAUGCUUCAAUAAUGUUACUAGGCGACUUUAAUUAUCCAAAUAUUUUAUGGUCGAACGAAUCUCCUUAUCUUUGUUCCUUUUCUACCGAGUGUAGCAAUUUCUUGAACAUGUGUGCUGAUUUCAAUCUCUCGCAAGUUGUAACCAAGCCAACCCGAGUUACGCCCACAUCAUCAAGUGUCUUGGAUCUUGUAUUGACCACCUCCCCAGACCUUGUCAGUCCCAUAACUUACUUAACAGGUUUAAGCGAUCAUUCUUUGCUUCACUUCACAUUGGACAUUCCUGUUCCUAAUCAAGAUAACCACUAUAAAUGUAUUAGAGAUUAUAAAAAGGCGGACUUUGUUGCUAUUAAUCGAGAGCUAUGUCUGUUUCUGGAUAAGUUCCUACAAGGGUUUGAUGAGAGAUCUAUAAAUAUGAACUGGAAUUUAUUUAUAAAUGAAGUGGCUUCACUCACAAAUAAGUUCAUACCAUUGAGAACCAUCAGAUCGAACCGGAAAUCACCGUGGUUUAACCAGUCACUGAAAAGGUUGUCAAACAAGAAAAAACGCUUGUUUCGUUCCGCGAAAUCAUCCAAUUCCCAGUCUCGUUGGGACACGUACCGAUGUGCAGCUACUAAUUACAAAGUAGCACUAAAAGAAGCGAAAUACUCAUUUUUUAGUCAAACUUUACCUUCCAUGCUCAUACAUAACCCUAAACAAUUCUGGAAUGUUGUAAACAAGACUGACAAGCAUGUUAUAACACUUAGAUGUACUGAUGGCACAGUAGUUCCUAGCGGUCAAUGCGCUAGCAUUCUCAACGCGGUGUUUGUUUCAGCGUUUUCUACUAAUCUAAAUGCUACUUACCCUGCCUGUCACACUUACGAGUUUUUUCCAAUGGACCCAGUUCUUAUUGACACAGUUGGUAUUGCGAGAAUAAUAGAAAAACUGAAGAUGUCGUCAUCCUCUGGUAUCGAUAAUAUCAACUCUAAAUUUUUGCUUAAUACUAAGAUGUAUAGCUCUAUAAUCCUGAGUAAACUGUUUCAGCAGUCUCUUGAUACAGGUAGUAUACCAGAGGAUUGGAAGAUCGGGAAGGUGAUUCCUUUGCACAAAUCAGGUGAAAAGCAUUGUCCAAAUAACUUUCGACCCGUGUCACUUACCAGCAUUCCCUGUAAAAUCAUGGAACAUAUCAUUUACUCCCAUCUUGCAAACUACUUAGAGUCCAAUUCUUUUUUCAAUUCAUCCCAGCAUGGGUUUCGUAAGUCAUUUUCAUGUGAAACUCAGCUUUUGUGUUUCACACAUGAUCUACAUUCCAUUCUUGAUCGUGGAUCUCUGGCUGACUGCAUAUUCCUCGAUUUCUCAAAGGCAUUCGAUAAAGUAUCUCACGAACUUCUCUUUCUCAAGCUGACUAAACUAAACUUAGACAUUAACGUUCUUGCAUGGUUGCGCUCCUUCCUCACUAACCGGUCCCAAUUUGUGACGGCUAAUAAUAUCAAUUCUGAUUUAUCUCCAGUUGGCUCAGGUGUGCCCCAAGGCUCGGUUCUGGGGCCCUUACUUUUUCUCAUUUAUAUUAACGACCUUCCCACUAAUAUAUGUUCAUCCGUCAGUCUCUUUGCCGAUGACUGCGUCAUUUAUCGCGAAAUUAACAGUGAUUCUGACAUCUCACUUCUUCAGUCAGAUAUUAACAGUGUUUCUGAGUGGUGUGAUUUGUGGAACAUGAAACUAAACAUUAAUAAGUGUAAAUCUAUGCGUGUUUCCCGUCUUGACACUCCUUGUGCUUCUUAUCGUCUAAAUAAUCUCUCUUUCGAAACCGUAUCAUCGUAUAAAUAUCUGGGUGUGCAUAUAUCUGCUAAUCUGUCCUGGUCGUGCCACGUUGAAUAUAUUGUAAAUAACGCCAACCGCAUGCUUGGAUAUCUCCGAAGAAAUUUUUGUCUUGCUCCCAGCUCAUUAAAAUUACUUUUAUAUAAAACAUUAGUUCGUACUAAAUUGGAAUAUGCAGCUUCGGUUUGGGAUCCUGGUCAAGAAUCACUUAUCUCCGAAUUAGAAGCGAUUCAGAACCGCGCAUCCCGUUUCAUUCUUUCAAAUUAUCAUCGUACAUCCAGUGUGACCGCAAUGAAGUCUAGCCUAUCAUUACCUCUUCUUUCACAACGUAGAAAAAUGUUCCGUCUGUGCUUGUUUCAUAAGAUAUAUCAUAAUAAUCCGAUUCUAAAAGAAAGACUACUAACAACACCUUAUUACGUUUCAGCACGCAUCGAUCACCGUCAUAAAGUUGCCAUUCCUUCUUGUUGUACUAAACAUUUUUACGAGUCUUUUAUUCCUAGUGCCUCAACAAUGUGGAAUCACCUUCCCGGAGCCAUUGCCGAAAUCCCCGAUAUCGAGUGUUUUAAAACUGCCGUUUCCAAUAUUUUUUUGUAAAGAGCCAUCACUACUGUAUAAUAUUUUCUGUUGUACGCUGUAUGUUAUGUUGUACUUUUUUAAUACCCACUCCCCUCUGUAACGCCUCUGGCCCUGAGGGUAAAUAAAUAAAU